CAAUUCGUCAAAUAUCCCCAACGGUAAAACUUUACUCUCUCUCUUUGCCUCCUUACAUUAUUGUCAUCCCAACUUGUUGCAAAUAUUCCACAAAUUACAAGAAUCAUUCGAUUCUCUCCCUUUCAUCUUCUUCAAUUCACCCAAAAAAACAUGGAAGCUCUAAUUCACCACUUCACUCUCCUCUCCGACCAAGCCCUUGUCGACAAAACAUUCGACCCUUCAAGAAUCGAAGACCUCAUGCGUCUCUUCGAAGUCGAUUCCUACAAAGCUUGGGCAGCUCUCGAGUCCGAACAGCAACAAGAACUCGAAGAAGCUGAAGAAUCUCUCCUUCAAGCCGAACUCGAACUCGAUCGGGAUAUGGAGUGGGGGAUGGAAGAGUAUCGGAGAACGUUGGAGGAGAUGGAGAGGAUGGAAGCAGCUGAGCUUAAAGAGCUUGAGGAAAAAGCAGAGACUGCUAGGAGAACUGGGAACUUAAUGGAGAAAGCUGCGACGAUCGCGGCGAAACGGCAUAUUGCGGCGGCGAUGGGAUCAGCGGCUGCGUCGAUGAGAUCGGCUUGGAAGACUGCAGCUGGGAAUAAGGUUCAUCCAUCUUGAUGAUGAUGAUAAGAUGACCGCAAUAUCACAUGAAAGCAUUGGUCCCCGUGUUAUUAUUAUUUAGGUGGAGAAGAACAUUUUAAAAUAAAUAAUUAUUUCCUUUGAUAAGCAUAUCCUUUAAUUAAGGUUAUUUUAAUUUUGCUAAAGAAUUAUGAAUAAUAUAUAGUUUAUUAUUAGGCUUAUAGUUUAUGUCCUUGUAAUUUGUAAUCAAUAUGUAUGUUUAUGUGAUUAUAGGAGACUCCUAAAAAAAAUGUGGUAGGGGUGAACCAAUUGAAGAUA
Camelina sativa (false flax) is the source of this 873-nucleotide messenger RNA. RefSeq lists its product as uncharacterized. NCBI's taxonomy places the organism in Eukaryota, Viridiplantae, Streptophyta, Magnoliopsida, Brassicales, Brassicaceae. The record is from RefSeq and is a predicted model, not a curated record.